AUGGCUAGCAUGGCAUCCACUGCUCGCGAUAUCCCGAAGCCCGCUGGUGGCCGAGACAGCUUUGCUGCUGUAGCGGCCAGGAGCGUUCCUGUUACGAAGAACCAUCCUCUCCCUACUCCCCCGAAUUCUAUAUCUCCCUCUCUGCCUCCCCACGGCUCCAAGCCGUAUGGAACGCGCUCGACCACUGCCCUGCACGCUCUGGAACACGUCGAAUCUGACCUCGACCUCCAGGAUAGUGCCGAUGCCAGUGAUCAGGAUAUGCCCACUGAUGGCGGUUGCGUUGGAUCUCCUGGGUUCGACGCGGCUGGCACCAUCACGCCGACUCUGCUGGCAAAGCAUCAUCUCCCUGAGAUCUUGCUGAACCAUGGCCCCUUGGCCAUUCGCCACAUCAUGGGAUUCCUCACCACGGCUGUGCCAGGAUUCUCUGGAAUACCACCCGCGAAGGCUAGAAGACUGGUAGUCGGUGCGUUGGAGGGUCGAGGAAGCGGAGGCGAGGGUGGAGGUCUGAAAGGCGAUGUCAACUUUGAGAAGGUUGGAUGGGGACGUUGGGACGCAAAACUGAAGGGCCACCCUGCUAGAAACAGCAGAGGCAAUCAACACUCGCCACCCCCAAGUGUACCAUCCUCUUACUCGAACGCGAUGCCGAUUGCGACAAACGACGGAUGGAACGUAGACAGAACCCGACUGAACGCGCCAGGCUCCAGUUGGGCUGGCGAUUCGGCCGUCUUCUCUCACGACGACGAUAUGGAUGUUACGAUGAUGGAGAAUGAGGCAGACAAGAUGUCUCUUGAUGGAGAUUCCUCCUGUUCGUCCUCCGAGGCUCCACCGGACGACGAGAUCAUGGGUGAUGACCCCGACGACAUGACCGACGACGAGGACUGGGCCGCAGUAGGAGCAGCAGCCUUACGUGCUGCAUCUUACUCCGCCUCUGGACCGGGGCGAAACUUUCUUGCGUCCCGCGUAUACACUGCGGGAGCCCACAGCGGUGGUGGGCCAACCCUCUCUGCAUUGGCAAAAUCGGUGCCAAUGCGACCUUUUCAACCUAAUAAUUUUGAUUUAUCAGCUUUUGGCAUGACCUCUGACUCCCAAGAACGGGAGGCCAUCGAGGCACUUUUACGACUGGGUUCUGUAUAA
Molecule: messenger RNA, 1134 nt
Organism: Hyaloscypha bicolor E
Lineage: Eukaryota; Fungi; Ascomycota; Leotiomycetes; Helotiales; Hyaloscyphaceae
Exons: 1
Coding region: 1-1134 (377 amino acids)
Biological process (GO): positive regulation of transcription from RNA polymerase II promoter by glucose
Cellular component (GO): nucleus
Molecular function (GO): sequence-specific DNA binding
Source: RefSeq, a predicted model, not a curated record